This is a messenger RNA of Gossypium raimondii (Peruvian cotton), 1127 nucleotides long. Its product is annotated as glutathione S-transferase T1. The transcript has 5 exons. The coding region runs from base 340 to 645 and encodes 101 amino acids. The record is from RefSeq and is a predicted model, not a curated record. Lineage: Eukaryota; Viridiplantae; Streptophyta; Magnoliopsida; Malvales; Malvaceae.
AUCCCUCUUUUCUAUAAUGGCAAACGCUCUAUGUUUCACUUCCUUCAACACUUGCAAUACAGCUGGCAUUCUAAAUGUGGAUGAUUUAAUCUCUCUUUUCUGCAUUGGUUUUAGGGAUACUUAUUAAUCCAAGGAAGGCUCUUGUGGUAAAUCAAGCGCUUAAAGGCUCCAGGAGUGCCACAAUUCGUUCUUUAGAUCCCCAUUUGAUUUGAUAAGUGUUUUGAGUUAAUCUCUCUAUUCUUAGUUUCUUCUUUAUCCUUUCUGCAAUUUUCUGCUUUCUAACUUCACCUAGUUUUUUUGUUUAACAGGCUGUUGAAAAGAAUCCAACUACCAUCGUCUAUGCUCGUUGCGAAGGAAAUGAUAAGAAAUAUUUUGGCCAAAAGAGACGCAGGGAAGGAAGCACAAAGUAGAACGGGAAAAACGAAGCCGCAAGUGUUUGCUGAUCGAAUGACCCCACCAUCUCGCGCUGUCAUCAUCUUCUGCAAGGUAAAUGAUAUAGAUUAUACGGAGCGUAAGGUAGAUAUCUCAAAGAGAGAGCAUUUGACUCCUGCAUUUGCUGAAAUCAAUCCCAUGAAACAGCUUCCUGCCAUUGUUGACGGAAAUUUUAAGUUGUUAGCUACCCAAUCACGAUUAAGAAUUACGUAGGGGUCACCACUUAUGGUUUUUGAUGAGAAGGAUCGUGAUAGGUUAUUGGGUCCAUACAAGAAAGUUCAGCAGUGGAUUAAGCAUACCAGAAAUGGUACGAGUCCUCACUUUGACAACGUGCAUAAUAUCCUCAUGAAAGUCAAAAGAAAAACUAAAAAAUAAGCGGUUAAUGGAAGCAAAUCAUGGAGGUGUGUCUGUCAGCAGACAGUGGCUGCGUGCAAGAAUGUGACAUGUGAAAAAAAACUGAAUAAACAUUUAGACCAGAUGGUUUAUGAUUUAUACAAUGAAUCGUGUAGUUAGAUGUUUGUCAACUGUACAAUUGUAACAGGUUCUCCCCAGCUUUUGUGUUGUCUUGGUAUGAACAAAUUGGAAAUGAUGGGAAGAAACUUUGGCUGUAAGUCAUCUGGCUUGGAUGAUGGGUUUUUGAAACACUUACUGAAGGUUUCAACGAAAAUAAAAAUCUUUAAAUAAAGUUUAUUCCA